This is a messenger RNA of Aspergillus ibericus CBS 121593, 2234 nucleotides long. RefSeq names its product Zn(II)2Cys6 transcription factor. NCBI's taxonomy places the organism in Eukaryota, Fungi, Ascomycota, Eurotiomycetes, Eurotiales, Aspergillaceae. The transcript has 3 exons. The record is from RefSeq and is a predicted model, not a curated record. Gene Ontology annotation, molecular function: DNA-binding transcription factor activity, RNA polymerase II-specific; zinc ion binding; DNA binding. Gene Ontology annotation, biological process: regulation of DNA-templated transcription; DNA-templated transcription. Gene Ontology annotation, cellular component: nucleus. The coding region runs from base 112 to 2124 and encodes 670 amino acids.
UCCGUUGCCUUCUCACCGGUCCUGCCAAUCUUAUCCACUUAGUGGGGAUUGUCUGGGCUUCCAAACCCAAUUCAGCCCUCAUUGCUUCUCAACGCAGCGGUUCCAAUCACCAUGACUACAUCGAAUCGCUCGGCCAGCAAGAGACUACCCAUCAGUUGCCAAGCAUGUCGAACUAGAAAGAUACGGUGCUCUCGUGAUGGACGUCCAUGCCAGACCUGUGUUCGCCGCGGAUUGGGCGCGGAGGACUGCAUAUACCUGGGUCAACCUAGACUGUCAUCCGAUCAAGCCUUGACGGUAGAGACGGCAGGGCAGAACGAGUUGCUUGCACGGAUCCGCAAUCUCGAGGAGCUACUCCAAAGACAAACACAAUCGCGGUCAAGCGCCUCCCUAUCCCCGCAAAACUCCCCGAGUGCGACAGGCAGCCUCCUUGAGAAUGAUAGUGCCAUUGACCCGGGCUCUAGGGAUGUGAGAAUCCCGUUGCUUAAUAACGUUGGCACUCUCCAAACGUUCGCUUCCGGAUACGUUCGCUAUCUGCCCCUAGCAACUAGCCAAUUGAGCCCUACCGUUACAGGCACCUAUUCUUUGCCAAGUGUGGACAGCGAAAUACCGGAUGAGAGCGAUGACCUGCAAAUCCCGUUGGCUAAGAACUGUGUCUCCAGGGAUGAGCUACUUGCCAUCCUCCCACCUCGUCGGUAUUGUGAUGCUUUGAAAGAUGUUUACUUCCGAGUCUUUUCACCGUUGUUUCAUAUUCUUCACGACCUGACAUUCGAGGCCGAGUACCAGCAAUUUUGCCAUGAUCCGAGUAGCGUGACAACGGCAUGGAUUGCGCUGCUAUUUGCCAUUCUGGCAAUUGCCGUCACAGCGCUUGAGGACGACGAGCCCUUACUCUCCGACCUAGGCCGUGAAAAAACCGUCACCCGUAACAUCAAGAUUCUAUCCUCACGGUAUCGAUCCGCCUCACUGCGUUGUCUGGCAGCAGACGACGUCCUUUCGCGCCACUCCAUUAACUCUCUUCAAUCCCUUGUCCUUAUAAACUAUGCACGGAUUCACCGGGGGCUGCCGACAUGGACCCUAUUGGGCUUCACACACCACGUCGCGAUAGCGAUGGGCUGUCAUGUUGAUCCAGAUCGAUUCCCGCUUGGGCCCAUCGAGCGGGAGGAGCGCAGGCGUGCUUGGACCGGAGUGACAAUACUCUAUGUUGUCCAGAAUACGGUAGUUGGGCAGUUCGACCACCAGGUAGUCUCCCAAAGCGUAAGGCUUCCUCUGGAGAUCAACGACGUGGAUCUGCUUACGGGGUCUCUUUCUUCCGAACAAUCCACAGGGCCGACUCAAAUGACGUAUCUUCUGCUUGAAUUUCGUCUUGACAAGAUCUUCUCUAUGAUCUGCAGAACUCUUUUCAGCUUCUAUCCCAAGUUCAGCCUCUCGCAGCUCGAAGCGCAGAUUUUGUCCGUCCAUGACAUGUGCGAUAAGCGAUACCAGAUUCACACAAAUCUGGAGCCUUUGCCGAUACAUCAUGUGGCCAAUGUAAACAUUCUGUACAGCUAUAUUCACCAGCUACUCUUACUGCUACUCCGACCGAGUCUUUGCUGCUAUCUCCAGGGUGAUUUUACUCCGGAAACAUACGCUUCGAGAACUAAAUGCGUCGCCUCCGCCAAGGCAUCGCUCUCGAUAUAUCAAGCGCUCCAUGAAUCGCCUCAGUUUGCCUCGUACAAAUGGUACAACAGUGGCCUGGGAAGCUUCCAUGCCUUCCACGCGGCUGUGGUCUUAUCCGUGACCCUGAUGUACCCGGAGAGCCAGUUCGAGUACGUCGAGAUCAAAGAAACGCUCUGGAAGUCGUUGGAUGUUUUUGCUGCCUCGUCAAAUCGCAGCAAUUUCUGCAGCAAAGCUGUCCCCGUCCUCCGUCAAAUCAUCGAUCUGGCUUGCGCUAGAGGCCACCAAGCAGUCUUGGCCGUCGACCCGAACACUGGCAUCGUAAGCCCCUCGGCCGAGUACGCGCAGGGCUUGCCGCCCAUGGCAUCGGAGUACAUCACAGAGCCACUUUUUGCUCAGCUCCAACCCCAGAACUGGGUCAGUCCGACUUCCGUCCCAUGGGAUGGUUGGAAGUUUCUCUCCGAACAAGGAUAGCGACUAAAACGAAACCGACAUGCGACUACAUAACUGCUGAGAGUGACACGAGAUCUGUUGCUUUUCAGUUUGCCUGUUGCUGGAGUAAUCUUUUUACACAGCAUGAGACU